This is a messenger RNA of Linnemannia hyalina, 3219 nucleotides long. NCBI's taxonomy places the organism in Eukaryota, Fungi, Mortierellomycota, Mortierellomycetes, Mortierellales, Mortierellaceae. The record is from the annotation of a GenBank genome assembly.
AUGUCCAGCCAGCAGCCUGACCCCGCUCAGGGUCCCUCUCGGCCACAACACCCCCAGGUCACCGCCACCGCCGAAGACACAGCCAACAUCAACAGCAUAAACCUCAAGGUGCCACACGACCUGCUGACUAACAGGCCAGAGUCGCCCGUCAACAGGAAAAGGACUGACGACCACUCGGCCACUGGUCAGGAUUCGCACCACCUCGACGACGGGUCGCCCAAUAGCCACUCGUUGCCACCGACUAAAAAAUCAAAGACAUCCCCUCCUCUCGCCCCAAGGCUAGACAAUAACUACAGGACCUCCAGGGACACGAUCGAGGACGUCAUCUCGCCCCAGACCUCGCCCCUCCUCGAACCCUCGUUGCCCUUUGCCACCCCUUCAACAUCAGAAAAGAGAUACUCGCCCGCCACCAACGCACCUACGCAGAUCAAGGCUCGCAAGUUGGAUGACGAUAGACCUCUCUCUCCAGCGUUCAGGCCUACAUCCCCGUCCUUUGGAGCCAGCUCGCCUCCUUUCAGAGCCACUUCUCCUUCUUUUACCAAGAGCGCGACAGCGAUCCUUGACAGUCUCUCUAAGCCUGGAGAGAACUCGCUUGGCAACUUGAACUUGGGCACACCGACAUUGAACAAAGCCUCAGUCGCAGAACGCGCCAUGGGCGUGAUCACCAGUCGACCAGGAUCGCGUCAGACCAGCCCAGACCCACUUGCUGUCAAAGCAGCAGCAGUUGCAACCGAACUUGAGCCUGGCAUCACUCACUCUGGAGCUACCGCCCCCGCGGACACAUGCACAGGAAGCAAUACGAGUCCUUUGGAAGCCAUGGUGACGAGUUCAGACGAUGACGAGCAUCACCAUCUCUCAAGCUCACUGGGGAUAGAGGCUCAAUUGAGCGGCGUAGGUGAUGACUUUGACGACGAAGAGGGGAUCUUGUCAGGAGAUUUGGCCUCACAGGAGCCAUUCGUCUACAGUUCAGGAAGUGAGGAUGAAUAUGGAUCAGAAUCGAUGGGCGAGAUCGACGUUGAGAAUAUUGCUAUGGGAGACAGCGAUUUUGAACUGGAGCAUGAAGGAAGUCCCUACAUCGAUGUAGACCCGUUGUGUGAGGAUCGCAUGACAGCAGAGGAAGCAGAAGAGCUUCUACACGACGCCAGGAUGCGAGGCAUGGAGUUUGUGAUCCGCAAGUACGUCGUGUCAGGGAUGUACACGGCCAAGAAGCUGCUUCUGCUGACGAUCCCUGACGCACUUGAGAUUCCAGACCACUUUACAGAACAGGACCUCCUCGUUGCAGCAUCAGAUCGCAUCCGGAGGGUUUUGCGAAAGCGCAAGAGAUUGGACUACGUUCACUCACUGCAACACGUCGUGGAGCUGCUAAAGAAUUCCAAGCGGAUCAUGGUUCUGACAGGAGCAGGGGUGUCUGUCUCGUGCGGUAUUCCAGACUUUCGUUCCAAGGACGGUAUCUACUCUCGUCUCUCGGAAUUCGAACUAGACGACCCUCAGCAGAUGUUUGACCUGGAUUUCUUUCGGGAACGACCCGAGAUAUUUUAUUCGUUUGCGCGAGAGAUCUUUCCAAGUAACUUUACACCAAGUCCCAGCCAUUACUUUAUCAAGCUGCUGGAGGAUCACGGAAAGCUGCUCAGGAACUAUACACAAAACAUUGAUACCUUAGAGCAGAAGGCCGGAAUCCGCAGCGUGCUGCAGUGCCAUGGUUCCUUCGCCACGGCAAGCUGUGUGCGGUGCAGAAACCAAGUGCAAGGAGAUGAGAUAAAGGACUCGAUUUUCAAACAGGAGGUGGCCUACUGUAAAGUCUGCAAGAAGCCAACCCCACCACCCAAGGCCCGCAAAAGAUCCAAGGCCAAGUUCGACUUUGACGACGACGAUGAUGACUCAGAGGAGGAGGAUGACGAUAACCGGGCGCUGAUGAAACCGGACAUUGUGUUCUUUGGCGAAAAGCUGCCCCAGAUCUUUGAUCGAUCGUUGGCGGACGACCGGGAAUUGGUCGAUCUCUUGAUUGUCAUUGGAUCCAGUCUCAAAGUUGCCCCCGUCAGCGAUAUCAUGCAUCAAUUGCCGAACAAAGUACCGCAAAUUUUGAUCAACCGCACGCCGAACCACCAGAUGGACUUUGACGUGCAGCUGCUGGGAAACUGUGACGCGAUCGUGGCAGAGCUCUGCCGGAUGGUCGGGUGGGAGCUUAAGCACGACAAGCUGCCCGGAGGAACAUCGAACGUGCCCGACAUGGACAACAAUACCAACAUGGAUGGGUCUGGGACCGGUGGUCGCGCCGCUUGGACUUUCAAGGAACCUAAUCUGUACCUCUUUGAGGGUGCUGAUCUGGAGGAGUUGGAUUUUGAAGCGAUAAAGGAGAAGAACCGGAAGCGGUUGAUGGAAAUGUCUGGAGUUUAUAAAGGAGCUCUUGGGGGACUGGGUGAUAAUGAUCAGGAGGAGGAUGAUGAGGAGGAUGAGGAGGAUGAGGAUGAAGAGGACGAUGAGGAGGAUGAGGAUGACGGUGAUGGUGAUGGUGAUGAUGAUGAUGAUGAGACAGGGCCUGUGAGCGAGGAUAUGGAGGGUCUGUUGACGGUCUCAUCUGAGCGGCGGCCGCAGAGUCGUGAAGGUCGGGCGACGAGUGUAGUUAUGAUGGAUGAGGACGGCGAUGACUCAGACAAUGCCAGUGGCGAGAGUGAGGAUACUAUCCGAGCAGCAGUAGUCCAUACCUUUGGAGUCAACCCUGCAACAACAUCCACAGCAACGACACUAGGAGCAGGAGCCGUACCGACACUCAAUGAGGGGUUUUUGAGCCCACGGUUACAGCCUUCUGUCGGAUUUGCGUCUGGGACUACGGAGCCUCGGUCUGGAAGCAUCACGGAGAUUCAUCAAGAUAUCCUGUCUGCGGCUGCAGAGGCUGCAGCAGCGAUUGCGUCUGCACCGCCAACGUCUGCAGCAGGACCAGGUGCCAGUACGGAGAGGGUCCGGACACUAUUUACGGAACACAUGCCCAAGGAUCUUGGCGAGGACGAGACUGUGUUUGACACCAGCAGUACUUCGUCGUCCUAUAGUCAUGGAAACGUGUUCCUGAGCCAUAGCCGUCGGCCGAGUGAGGACCUUGUUCCGAUCACGGAGGAUCCGCAGUUAGAGGUCGAUGAUGAUGAAGAGGUCGAUGUGGAUGUUGAUAUUGAGAUUGGCGGGCCGGAACUUGCACGAGGAGCUGGCGGAGGUGGUCGUUUGAUUUGA